AUGAGUAGCAAGAAGUUUGUUGUCCGAAUUGCAGAUGCGCUUUUCAAGUCAUCAUUGGCUAAGAAUACUCCACCUGUUUAUCCACAGAGGAUUGAGCAUUUUGAAAUCUUACCUAGUGAAAAAUGGGUUAUAUGGGGACCUGGAAAAGCCAAGUUUUUGGAUGUACUAAGUAAUAAAUAUAUCUGCGAGCCCCCACUAUCUUUGGCAUUCGGUUUCUUAAAGAAUAAUUCGUACAUUUUGCCGAGAAUUGAGCAAGUUGCUUUCAAAGGCGUUUUACCCACUGCUCAUUUGAGUGCCAGAUACGAAUUUUUUAAGGAUGACUAUGACCAAACGUGCAAACAAUUUAUAUUUGAUAAGGCUAGUGGAUCAAAUGCAGUUUCGUAUAAAGUGGCCACAAACAAUCGUAGGAUAAACAUGGAGCUGUAUGAUAUUCUAAUCGAGAACUUAAGACUAACCACUUUACAAGAUAGGUGGGUAAUGGGAUUGAGUAAUGGACAAAUGAGGAGAGCAAGAUUAGCCCGUAGUAUUCUUAAGGAACCCGACUUAUUACUAAUUGAUGACCCAUUUUUAGGGUUAGAUCCAAGUGCAACAGCGACAAUCUCACAAUUUUUGGCGAAUUAUGAAAGUAUGCCAGUAAAUAGUAGUUGCCCAAUUGUCAUUGGUUUAAGGUACCAAGAUUCUAUUCCUAAGUGGUGUACUCAUGUAUGUUGUGUCGAUGAACAGAACGGUAUAUUGUUUCAAGGCCCAAUCCAAAAGCUUCAAAAUAAAAUUGAUGAAACCAAAUCACGGGCACAGAAAGAAUUACAAGAGUCCCAAAUAAACAGCUAUUCCAAAGGAGAUAUUUCUAUUAACGAUUUACUUUCUGUACAUCCCAUGUUUGGGAAGGGUGACCAUGAAAUUAUCAAGAUGCCUCACGUUAUAGAAUUAGACGGCUUGAGUGUUUCGUACAAAGGUGAGGCUAUUUUGAAAAGCUUGCACUGGAAAGUCCAACCUGGCUCAAAAUGGCAUAUAAGAGGAGAUAAUGGUUCAGGUAAAUCGACCUUGUUAUCUCUACUCAUGGCAGAACAUCCUCAAUCGUGGAACUCAAAAGUGAUUGAAAAUGGUAUUCCACGGAGAACGGGCAAAACAAACUAUUUCGACAUUAAUAGCAAAAUAAGUAUGUCAUCACCUGAAUUACAUGCUAUUUUUCUGAAAAAUGCCGGAAGGAGGUUAAAUGUUAGAGAAAGUGUUGCAACUGGCUAUCGGGAUGCGUCCUCAAACAAUUUCUUACCGGUAUGGAAAUCUUUAGACAAAAAUGCUCAAAAAAUUAUCAACAUGUAUCUAAGGUAUUUCAACUUAGACCAAAUUGCUGAUAAUGUUCCCUUCGAACAAUUAACUGUUAGUGAUCAGAAAUUGGUCCUUUUUGUUAGGAGUUUGAUCAAGAUGCCGCAAAUAUUGAUUCUCGAUGAGGCCUUUUCCGGAAUGGAAGUUGAACCCAUGAUGCGUUGUCACGAACUUUUAAAACAGUGGCCAGGGACAGUUCUUGUAGUGGCACAUGUUGCUGAGGAGACGCCACAAUGUGACCAUUUUUUGAGACUUAUAUCUCCAGGGGACUAUGAAGUUGGCGACAUCAAAGAAAACUAG
Saccharomyces eubayanus is the source of this 1623-nucleotide messenger RNA. RefSeq lists its product as uncharacterized. Lineage: Eukaryota; Fungi; Ascomycota; Saccharomycetes; Saccharomycetales; Saccharomycetaceae. The transcript has a single exon. Bases 1 to 1623 code for a protein of 540 amino acids. Gene Ontology annotation, cellular component: mitochondrion. The record is from RefSeq and is a predicted model, not a curated record. Gene Ontology annotation, molecular function: ATP hydrolysis activity; ATP binding.